Molecule: messenger RNA, 1695 nt
Organism: Camponotus floridanus (Florida carpenter ant)
Lineage: Eukaryota; Metazoa; Arthropoda; Insecta; Hymenoptera; Formicidae
Exons: 4
Coding region: 541-1326 (261 amino acids)
Source: RefSeq, a predicted model, not a curated record
UAUUAGCAAUUGUAAAUUUUAAGCAGCGUGGGUGAACAAAUUCGCAAUGAUUGAAUUAUUUAAUUAAUGAAAUAAUCUGUGAUGACAGAAUAUUCGUCGUGCGCAUGUGUGAGAUCCAGAUGCGAGAGCAUCGGGUUAAUAUUUGAUCUGACUGGAUCGUUGUCGUGGGCCGCAAAGAAUAUUUACAAAAGUGUACGGUUUAUUUAAACAAGACACACAUGUGUGUAUGUAAUUCUUACGUACAUAUCGCGAUAUUACAUGAGGCGCAAAAGGCUAGUGGAAGUCACGAAAAUAGUCGCUUCGAAUCUUUCGACGAUAGCGGAUGUCAUAUAUUACAUGAGGAACGGUGUUAAAAUUGAAAAAUGCAAUAAGCUCGAAUUCGUAUAGAAGUUAAUAGUCUUUGAAAUAAAAAGAGAAUAUUUUCAUGGAAAUAAGAUAAAUGUAUCGUGUGAAGCUCCUCUGGUGAUCCCUCUUCAGGUCGAGUGGAUGAACACGUAUUGAAAAUUUUCUUCUAACUUGAAUAAAUCGCGAAGCGUAAUCAUGAAGGCGAGAAAAGCGGAAUUAUGGCUGACGAUGCUGUACACCGGAUCCAUGAUAUUCUGUGUCAUAUCCGUCAUAUCAUUUGUGACCGUUUGGCAGCAUUGGACAUGGACAUUGGGUAGCUGCAUCGACAUCGAUUGCGGUUGCAUAUUGUACGGCAUCAACACGUUCCGCACGUUCCUCGGCGGCGACGUCAAGCUCUGCCACUUCGGCUCUUACGGUCUCACACCCAUAAUCGUGAUCGCCAUGUGCCUCAGCGGUUUUCACGGAUACAGAUGUUGCAUCCAUAAGAAUUUGGAUAAGCCUAAGCAAAUUAACCGCACACAAACGUAUGACGAUGACAGAAACAAUCUUAACGGACAGGUCGUUAUGGUCCACGCAAAAAGAAGAUCCAUUUUUAAGCAAUGGAUGCCUGUCGCUUUCUUUGCAGUGUGUAUCUGUUGCCUGUCUCUCAUUCACGCGGUCGUGAUAACCGAUGGCUAUUAUAAAAGUUGCGAACAAUACAAAAGAUAUCUCAUUCAACUUUUGGGUUCGAGAGGUCGCGAAAUUCAAGUGAUUCACAAUAGGCUACCGUGCAGCGCGAUUUUCGAUUUCAUGGAUUAUCUUCAUCCAGAUACCAACAACUGGAGACGCGGCAGUGAGAUCAAUACAGGAUUAGCUCUUCAGCUUGCGAUAUUCACGAGUUGGUUCAAUUUCUUCGCUUGGCUCAUUGCAUGCUUGAUAAACUUCAUCAUGGCGAGGAAAAGGCUGCGCAACUUAGGGGAAAAAUUCUGUUGUUGUUGCUGAGUGACAUUUCUCGGUAAAGUUAAUUGCUAAUUUAUGAAACGCGCGCGCGCUACAAUAUAUUUUUAUAAAAUUUAACAAAAUUAAAAAUUGAUUCUUAGAGAAAUGCAUGAACCAGAACAUCGCGUGUAUGAUUGAUAAUAUUGACAUUUUAUUUAUGCAAUUUUAUACAGAGACAGAGUGCUUUCAGUAGCUCUUUUCUUAUAUAUCAAAAAAUUAAAGACUCACUUCCGCUGCUGUGGAAAAUAAUAGCAUCCCUCUCUCGUAUUUGAAUAUAAUUGCCUUCUCUUUAUACAUUUUUUACAAUUUGCAUUACUAUAUUACACAUUAUGUGUACACAUAUUGGAACAAUAUUUUUAAUCACCCUAAGAA